Penicillium alfredii is the source of this 582-nucleotide messenger RNA. RefSeq names its product calcineurin regulatory subunit B (gene cnaB). NCBI's taxonomy places the organism in Eukaryota, Fungi, Ascomycota, Eurotiomycetes, Eurotiales, Aspergillaceae. The transcript has 5 exons. The coding region runs from base 1 to 582 and encodes 193 amino acids. The record is from RefSeq and is a predicted model, not a curated record. Gene Ontology annotation, molecular function: calcium-dependent protein serine/threonine phosphatase regulator activity; calcium ion binding.
AUGGACCACCCGACCGAACCCAACGCGGCCGCCAUCUACGAUGCGCGCAGACGCCGAGGCUCCGUAGGGACCUCCCAGCUGUUCGAAAACAUUGUCUCGACCUCCAACUUCGACCGAGAUGAAGUGGACCGACUGCGGAAGCGAUUUAUGAAACUCGAUAAGGAUAGCUCGGGGACUAUCGACCGCGAAGAGUUCCUUUCACUGCCUCAGGUGUCGUCCAACCCGCUUGCCACACGGAUGAUCGCGAUCUUCGAUGAGGAUGGUGGCGGCGAUGUCGACUUUCAAGAGUUUGUGACGGGAUUGUCUGCCUUUAGCUCCAAGGGCAACAAGGAAGAGAAACUGCGCUUUGCAUUCAAGGUCUACGACAUUGACCGCGACGGCUAUAUCUCCAACGGCGAGCUAUUCAUCGUGCUGAAGAUGAUGGUGGGCAACAACCUGAAGGACGUACAGCUGCAGCAGAUCGUGGACAAGACCAUCAUGGAGGCCGACAAGGACCACGAUGGGCGCAUUAGCUUCGAGGAGUUUACGGAUAUGGUGGAGCAUACGGAUGUGAACUUGAGCAUGACACUGAAUCAAAUAUAG